Messenger RNA from Cladophialophora yegresii CBS 114405, 618 nucleotides. RefSeq lists its product as uncharacterized. The transcript is spliced from 2 exons. The record is from RefSeq and is a predicted model, not a curated record. Lineage: Eukaryota; Fungi; Ascomycota; Eurotiomycetes; Chaetothyriales; Herpotrichiellaceae. The coding region runs from base 1 to 618 and encodes 205 amino acids.
AUGGACAUCCACCGCCGUGUUGCCCAAUUCGCGUCGAUCGAGAUCGACACACCCGUCCUCAUGGCCUCGUUCCUCACCGUCGCCACCGACUACGUCGCCCACCUCAAGACUCUCAAGGAAGGAUCCGACAUGGAUCGAGAACACGCCACCGCCAACGCCUUUCUCGACGCAGUCGAAGCGCCCCACGUGUGGCCUGUCGUUCAGUACAUGGUCAAGGAGUUCCGCCACCCAAUAACAAGAUAUCCCGAGCCCGAGACGCUGUUCCAGCACGUGGUAAAUCAGCUGCAGGAGACCAAGCCCCCGUUACUAGUUCUGCCCACGCCAGACGACUACGAUCGCUGGGAGCGGGAAUUGUUUUGGCGGAAAGUCACGGCGAGCUUCGACUAUCUCACGUUCGCGUGGGAACAUCUGGGCCCUACCGGUCACCACGCGCGCCCACAGGCGGACGCGCGCCCCGAAGAGGUCAAGGAAGUGUCGCGGCAGUUCCGCGAGAUGGCGGAAGGGGCGAUGGAGGAUGUCGACCCUGACGAAAUCGUGGAAGGUGUCCUUGUCCAAGAGUCGGACAGCGAGCCCGAAGACGAGCCUGGAGCCGACGAGCUUGACUCCGAGGACGGGUAG